Messenger RNA from Cavenderia fasciculata, 1722 nucleotides. RefSeq lists its product as uncharacterized. The record is from RefSeq and is a predicted model, not a curated record. The coding region runs from base 1 to 1722 and encodes 573 amino acids. NCBI's taxonomy places the organism in Eukaryota, Evosea, Eumycetozoa, Acytosteliales, Cavenderiaceae. The transcript has a single exon.
AUGAAAGAUUCAUCAUCCUCUUUAUCAUCUUCUUUAUCACUUUCACCUGGAGGAAUAUCAGAGUUGUUAAUACUAAAGAUCAUUAAUUACAUUGAAUACAAUCAAGAUAUAGUAUGUCUGUUGAUGACAUGUAAAGCAUACUAUAGAGAAUUCAAGAAAAAGUAUGCACAGGUUAUUACUUUUAAAGAUAUUGAUACUCAAAGCACAUCACAGAGAUCAAUUAUUGGUACAUACAUGAGACCAUUUAAAGAUAUCUACAAUGCAUCACUUGCAACUAUUAGAACAAACAAAAAUCACGAGAUUGCCAAUCCACCACCUCAAACAUCUACAACGCUAUCGAGGACAUCGGUAGAGGCGAUAGAGUUUUUAAAAACAAUCAAAGACACAACCAAAUUGACAACAUUAGUUUUGAAUGGGUUCACAGGUGACAUUAAAGAUGUUCUACUUGCAUCUGUUGAUACUAUGGUAAUAGAUAUCAAGGUACAUGUACCUCGCUUUCCAACCAUCUCUCAAUGGACUUGUGCUCUUACCCAUUUGACUAUCCAAUCAAGUAGAAUCAUCCCAAUUGUUCACUUACCACCGACUCUGGAAGAUUUGGUCAUCAAUUAUCGCUGCAGGGAUAUAUUCUCACUUGACCUAUCCAACUUGGUCGCUCUCAAGCAACUCCAUAUCAUGACCUUGUGUCCUACUCCCAUACCAGCCUCCAAUAUUCUCCUUCCCAAUCCCAACACAUCACUCACCCUUUUAAAUCUAAAAAUGCUCCUCGACCCAACAAGCAUCAAUCAAUCGUUCUUCCCACCAAACCUUGAGCGUUUCUUUGGAGAUCAAUCUCUCUUUGCAACCACCAAUAUCAAACCCCCUCAAAAGGCCACUUCAAUUGCUAUUGGUGGCAUCAUGAAAAAAAUACCACCAAACUUUUUCCCACCUUGUCUUUUGGAAUUGGAUUUGAUACUUGACAAUGAUUCAACCGUACUUGAUCCGUGGGUAUUUCCUCACGGACUUGAAAUAUUGGAUAUUCCCCAUUUCAGUGUUAAAAUGUCACCAGAAUUUGUACCAGACUCUGUUGUUCGUCUGGAGGUCAAUGUUGAAAACCCUGAAUUUGCUAUUUUUCCGAGCGGAUUAAUUUCAUUUACUACGUCAACCAACCACGAAUCACCAUUCAACUAUCCACCCACUUUGCGUCAUUUGGAAUACGCGAAAUGUCAACAUCCUCCACCAUUCAUCUACUUACCAACCUCACUCGAAACAUUCCAAUGUAUAAUCACCAAUUCCAAAGGUACACCAUUUAUUUACACGCUUCCAUCAACCUUGGUAAUCAACAAUGAUAAUACUUCACCAACCGAUAAUCCUCUUCAUUUUAUAUUGCCCUCUCGUCUGGCGAAGCUAAUUAUUUACAAGGAUGGUCCAGAGAAUGAGAGUUUUAGUAUUCGCAUUGAUCCUAUCAUCAAUUGUUCAAAUGUCCAACAUUUAUCGAUUACAAAUAUAGGUCCAAGAUUGGAUAUUCAUAUUAGAAGAUUAGAUAAUGGUGAUGUAUUGUUAAACUCUGGUGAUACUUUUUUUGGUGGCAUCUAUAGACAACGUAGAAUGGAAAGCACUACCUUUGGUAAUCGAAGUCCACUAGAUUUCCGUGCACUCUAUUUAAAUUUUAAAUUAAAUGGAAAUCAUUUCAAUCUAUAUCCUAGUAAUACUCCAAUUAAAUCAAUUGAUACAAAUAUAAUAUAA